This is a messenger RNA of Camellia sinensis, 916 nucleotides long. Lineage: Eukaryota; Viridiplantae; Streptophyta; Magnoliopsida; Ericales; Theaceae. The record is from RefSeq and is a predicted model, not a curated record.
UUCUUAUUCAACUAUUAAUGGUUUUCAAAUCAUUUUUCCAACAAGGAUAAUCAAAGUCCUGAGGAGGACACCCAACCAUAAUUAUCAGCCAUAGAUCCACGGGAUGCUUGCCACCUGUACAACCCAAUCCAAUGGUGGUUGCUUGGAAGGAGAGAGGAGGGGUCUAUUGGAAUUCAAGGACUUCCUCAAAUCCAACGGUGCUGAUGCAGACCGUAUCCUCCCUACCUGGGUUGAGAAACCAGCAGAUCAUCAUCUGAAUGAGUGCUGUGAUUGGGAGAGAGUCACAUGCGAUCCCACCACAGGGCACGUGACUGAGCUCUCUCUGCAUAAUAUAAGAGAUAUAUCAGGCGAUGAAUAUUUUUACAGAUCUAGUGGAUUUUUCGGAUCUGAAGUAGAUUUCAAAGAAUACCACCAAAACAGAAUUUGGUUCAUAAAUGUCUCUGUCUUCCUUCCUUUCGAAGAGCUCCGAAACCUCAACUUGUCUUAUAAUUUAUUUAGUGGUUGGAUUGACAAUCAAGGAUUUGAAGGGUUGUCAAGUUUGAGGAAGCUGGAGAAGUUGGAUCUUGGUUCCAACCUCUUUAAUGACAGUAAUAUAUUUCGAUGUUUGGGUGCUCUCGCUUCAAUUAAGACUUUGAUUUUUAGUUACAAUUCCUUGGGUGGAUACUUCCCUGCACAUGGCACAUUUAGUAACAUUGAGAAACUUGGAAACGCUGGAUAUAGGCAACAAUCGUUAUCUUGGCUGUCUCCCAAUGCAAGUUGGCUGGUCAAUUUUGUUUAUGACUGGGAUUAUUGUCAGUCAUCGUCUUCUUCUUCGACGGCGAUUGCGAUCGGAGGCGGAGACGCGAAGGAGCUAGGAGAGGCGGGAGACGGUGAAUCCGAAGGGAGUGGUGUUGUGGAGAGUGAAAAUGAGGUCUGA